AUGAUCUUGACCACCACAUUCGUCUGUUUCUGCCUGGCCUCGGCCUUCAACUAUUUCAGGACCCGGCGGCAGAGAUCGCUGAUCAAAAACCUGAAAGGUCCCUUUACCUGGCCGCUGAUGGGAGCAAUGCAAAAGUUGCUAUUCCUGACGCCGAAAAAUUUCUUCCAGCGCAGCACUGAAUACCUCAGCAAAUAUGGCUCAUUGAGUCGCUGUUGGGUCUUCCAUCGCCUCUUCAUUCCCCUGGCGGAUCUGGAGCUCAGCAGACAGCUUCUGGAAAGUGACACACAUCUGGAGACGGGAUAUGAGCUGAUGAAGGAUUGGCUGGGAGGAGGCGUUCUCAUGUGUCAGUCGGAUCAGUGGCAACAGCGACAUGCUCUUAUUAGUGGUCUUUUUGGCAAAGGAAACUUGGAACAGUUGAUGGAUUUAAGUCGCCAACAGGCGGAUCAAUUGCAACGAAAAUUGGCGGAAAAGGCCGAUCGAAAGGUGUUUGAUAUCUGGGAAACUGUGAGUCCUAUUGUUUUGGAGCUCAUAGUAACGAUCACCUGUGGUGCCAGGCCCAGUGAGGAAUACUCCAAGAAUCUAGAAGAUUUAUCGAAGGUCUACAGAAAACGGUUUCUGAGCCUGCAGUCUGCAAACAGAUUCAAUUUUUGGCUGAGUUCUCCUUUUAUGAGAACACGUCAGAAUCGAUUGAUAAAAGUAUUAAAUGAGGAACACAAGAAUCUCAUAGCCACUCACCAAAGUCAAAAGCAAUUGAAAAUUGCAGACACGUAUCAGUUAGCGCCAAUACCUACGAAGAAUUUUGAAUGCCUUUUGGAAAUGCUCCUGGAAAGUAAAGAUACCCAACUUACAACCCAAGAAAUCUGUGGAGAGCUGAAUACCUGUAAUUAUCUGGGCUAUCUGCUCUGCAGUUCAGCUCUAUGUUUCUGCCUCGUCACAAUUGCUAGAAAUCCAUCGGUUCAGCAAAGGUGUGUGGAGGAGUUAAAUCUGGCUCAGAUCAAGGAUCAGCAUCAAGGCUGGGACCUGGAAAAGCUAUCUUAUCUGGACGCUGUUCUGCAAGAAACUAUGCGACUUUACCCACCACAGGUGAUUGUUGGGAGGCAACUCAAGAAGGAUUUCGCCUACACACACAGUAUCGUGGGAGAUGGAGAUCUCCCCUUUGGUUCAGAGAUCUACAUAAAUCUCUAUGAACUGCAGCGCAGUGAGAAUCGAUAUUCCAAAGCAAACCACUUCGAAGCGGAGCGAUUUUUGGACUCUCCUCCGGAACUCCUGAGCUUUAGUCUCGGUCCUCGUUGUUGUCCAGCGCGAAAGUUUAGUAUGCAGCUACUAAAAACAUUGCUGGCUCCUAUUUUGGCCAACUUUGAACUGUUGCCCUAUGGCGAUGAGGUGCGCUUGGACUUGCGACUUAUAAUGGGAUCAUCAAACGGCUUUCAGUUGGCAUUAAAGCCACGUGAAAUCGCUGGAAACGCCAUUUAAUUUACGCCCAA
This is a messenger RNA of Drosophila erecta, 1484 nucleotides long. RefSeq names its product probable cytochrome P450 316a1 (gene Cyp316a1). Gene Ontology annotation, molecular function: iron ion binding; monooxygenase activity; heme binding. The record is from RefSeq and is a predicted model, not a curated record. Bases 1 to 1473 code for a protein of 490 amino acids. NCBI's taxonomy places the organism in Eukaryota, Metazoa, Arthropoda, Insecta, Diptera, Drosophilidae. The transcript has 4 exons.